Molecule: messenger RNA, 210 nt
Organism: Colletotrichum siamense
Lineage: Eukaryota; Fungi; Ascomycota; Sordariomycetes; Glomerellales; Glomerellaceae
Exons: 2
Coding region: 1-210 (69 amino acids)
Source: RefSeq, a predicted model, not a curated record
AUGGACGCCGCGCCGUUCUACAAGAAGCUGGGCUUUGCCAAGGUCGGCGGGUUCCGGAUCUCGAUACCUGCGAAGAAUGGCGGCGAGGAAACGUACGAGGAAGUUUGCACGCUUGAGCAUGAGCUUGUGUCUACUGAACCACACACACUACAGGCUCGCCAUCGGGUCUGGAACCGUCGACGACCGCAGCAGGCCUUCGCCAUGGUCUGA